Molecule: messenger RNA, 2353 nt
Organism: Coccidioides immitis RS
Lineage: Eukaryota; Fungi; Ascomycota; Eurotiomycetes; Onygenales; Onygenaceae
Product: siderochrome-iron transporter Sit1
Exons: 13
Coding region: 234-2027 (597 amino acids)
Biological process (GO): intracellular iron ion homeostasis; transmembrane transport
Cellular component (GO): endosome; vacuolar membrane
Molecular function (GO): siderophore-iron transmembrane transporter activity
Source: RefSeq, a predicted model, not a curated record
UCGCAAAUCUUCAUCCCGAUUUUGCGGAUACCGGCGAAGACUCUUCUCCAUGUAGCGCUCCAAUUGGCGUGACGGUGGCCCGGGAAAUCCUGCCUGACACAAGAACAUACAAAAGUUAGACCCUUGUCCACUUUUCUGCCCGGAGAAGCUCUUCUCUCUCCUCACCCUUCAUUGUCGUCGGCAAGGUGAUUUUGGCUUGCUAUCGCAUUCAUCCAACUUGUGCGUGAAUCAUAAUGGAGACCACCUAUGACGAGAAAAAGGCACCUUCGCCUCCCCUUCCCGCUCUCCAAGACAAAGAGCUACAGACAGCAGACUUCCCCCGGGAAGAAACACAAUCCAAAUCCAUCUUAGGGAAAAAGAGUCCUGGCGUCCAACGAGUUGAAGCUAUAUCGAAACACUUUCAAUUUUCAGAUCGGGUCCUAUUCUUCUUUGGGAUCUUCCUACUUGCCUAUGCGUACGGUCUCGAUGGCAUAAUCCGGUUUACUUAUCAAACACAUGCAACAGCCUCAUACAACACACAUAGUUUAUUAGCAACGGUCAACGUACUAAGAAGUGUCAUUGCUGCCGCUGCUCAGCCCACUGCCGCAAAGAUCGCCGACGUCUUCGGGAGAGCUGAAGUGAUAUUCGUCACAAUCGUAUUCUACAUUGUUGGUACAAUUGUUGAAGCAUGCUCAACCGACGUUCAGGCUUUUGCAGGAGGUGCAGUUCUCUACCAGAUUGGUUACACAGGUAUCAUGUUGCUAGUUGAGGUUCUCAUUGCGGACGUCACAUCUCUCCGAUCCCGUCUUAUAUUCUCUUACAUUCCUGCGACCCCGUUCAUCAUCAAUACUUGGGUGUCUGGUGAUAUCACUAGUUCCGUUCUUGGGCAGACAACAUGGCAAUGGGGAAUUGGGAUGUGGGCGAUCAUUUAUCCCGUUUGCGCCAUUCCUCUCCUCCUCUCGCUUUACAUUGUCCACCGGCGUGCGAAAAAGGCUGGUUCCCUCGCCGAUUACAAGAGUCCAUACGAAUUGCUUGGCUUCCGUGGACUGGCGGUUUCCUUAUUCUGGCAACUAGACGUUAUCGGCAUAAUCCUUUUAAUAGGAGUGUUCGCACUCAUUCUCGUCCCCUUUACCCUUGCUGGAGGCGCACAGCUGCAAUGGAGGACCGCCAAAAUCAUUGCGCCUCUUGUCAUCGGGGUCUUGCUUAUUCCGGUUUGGGUUUACUGGGAAAUGAAGUGCAAACAUCCCAUGGUCCCAUUUAGACUGCUAAAGGAUCGUGCGGUAUGGGGUGCUUUGGGACUUGCGGUUGCGCUCAACACCGCUUGGUAUAUGCAAGGAGAUUUCCUAUAUACGAUUCUUGUCGUCGCUUUCGACGAGUCCAUUAAGAGUGCUACACGCAUCACGUCUCUUUACAGCUUCUGCUCCGUCAUCACGGGAUGUAUUACCGGUUUAGUUGUAUUCAAGGUCCGCCGACUCAAACCGUUUAUCGUCGCUGGAACGAUACUGUUCCUCGUCGCUUUUGGCUUGCUCAUUCAUUAUCGUGGUGGGACUGGCUCAGCUAGCCAUUCUGGUAUUGUUGGUGCUCAAGUUCUUCUUGGAAUAGCUGGUGGAUUGUUCCCCUAUCCAGCUCAGGCCAGUAUCCAGGCCGCAACCAAACACGAACACGUCGCCGUUAUCACUGGAUUAUACCUCGCUUGCUACUACAUUGGCUCUGCAAUCGGAAAUUCCAUCUCCGGCGCCUUAUGGAACCAAGUCCUCCCCAAGACCCUAGAAACUAGACUCGGCAAUGCCACCCUGGCAGCGGAGAUUUAUGGGGACCCUCUGAAAUGGGCCAAUGCCAACCCCGUAGGAACGCCUGACAGAGACAUUGUGAUUGAGGCAUACCGACACAUCCAACGGCUCCUAUGUAUCACUGGCAUUUGCCUAUCGGUGCUAAUCAUUUCUUUCGCGCUGGUUCUGCGCGAUCCGAUCUUGACAAAUGAGCAGAGUCUUGCAAAUGCGGAGAAGUAUGAUGGCGAGACUUCUAGCUCCGAAGAUGCGGAUAAUUGAACGAAAAAGAAAAAGUACUCUGUGUACCCUUUUUUUUUUUUUUUUCUUUUGCCCUUUGAUAUCGACAAUUGAUAACAGUGGUCGACCCACACAUGCUCCAACAUGGGGGUUUCAGGCUAUAAGUGCUUGAAGGAGUUAGUGCUGUUUAUCCAGGCAAUAUUGCUUUUUUGUUUGCUUCGGAUGAUUAUGAUUAUAAUUCUGGAGGGCUCAAAUGCCAUUAUAUUCAGGUAACCAGGGCAUGAGUUUGAUCGACUCAUUUAUUAGUAGGUCAGUACAGAGUUCAUCUCUGUAGUUACAAUUAAAGUAGAUUGGUAUUUGUUUCUUGA